Molecule: messenger RNA, 987 nt
Organism: Lactuca sativa (garden lettuce)
Lineage: Eukaryota; Viridiplantae; Streptophyta; Magnoliopsida; Asterales; Asteraceae
Molecular function (GO): protein binding
Source: RefSeq, a predicted model, not a curated record
AUGGUUAAGACAAGGAGUAUGACUAGGAACGAAAGCAAGAAGAGGUUCAAGACAUGUGAUGAUGAUGAUGAUGAUCCAGCACCAUGGUCAGAUCUUAACCAUGAAUUGCUUUUUACAGUUAUGAUGCAACUGGGAGUUGUUGAUUUUCCUGCAUUCAGUGGAGUUUGUAAGUCAUGGAGGUCAUUCGCACUUUCUAACAAAAACAAAUUCAUGCAAUCCAGACCACCAAUAUCCAUAUCCAUCUUUUCAGAGUCUAAUGAUGAAAACUUCAACUAUUACCUAGACGAUAUAAAUACUGAAGGAAGAAGCUUCAAUUCCAUUCUUCCUCAGUCUGGUGGAAGGACAUGUGUUGGUUUUACUUGUGGUCACUUGAUCUUGUUUGGAAGUAAAACUCAUGAUUUCUGGCUUCUUGAUCCUGUCACUAAGCAUGGAGUCUAUUUCCCUAAUAUCCCUUCUUCAGUAAGUGAGAAUCCAGCAAAAAUCAGGGGUUUUCUUGUCUUUUCACGUUCAAAAUCCGAGUGGGUGUUUGUUAUGACAGAUGGAUCCACCAAUAUAUGGUAUUCUAUAUCGGGUGAAGGCGAAUGGAAUCAUGUGUCAUCAACUUCUCCUAUUGUUGAUUUACGUGCUUUCAAUGGAAAGAUGUAUGCCAUGGACAAUGCUCGACAUUUAUGUGAACUGACAAUUAAUCCUGAGCCUAAAUUAUUGAUACUUGAAACCAAGAAUUUUCCUAACUUUCCCAAACAUCAGCAGUUUUACAAAUCACGUGAAAAUCUUUGUGUGAUGGGAUAUUUUCCAGAAGGUUAUUAUUAUGAAUAUCACAAGCUAGAUUUUGAGGAAAUGAAAUGGGUGUUGUUUAAAACGACAAGCAAUACUACAGGGGCAUCAUCUAUUCGUAAUAACAUGAAGCCUAGUGGAGCUGUUAAACAUGGAAAAAGCAAGUUUUUUAUUUGGAAUUGGAAACAUAUGGUAUAUCCCAAAAUUGAUUGA